CGCCAAGAAGAAGAAGAUGGCUGAUAAAAUUCUACCUCAGAGGAUCCGCGAGCUCGUCCCCGAGUCUCAGGCCUACAUGGACCUGCUGGCCUUCGAGAGGAAGCUGGACCAGACCAUCAUGAGGAAGCGCCUGGACAUCCAGGAGGCCUUGAAACGACCCAUUAAGCAAAAACGAAAGCUGCGUAUUUUCAUCUCCAACACCUUCAACCCAGCCAAGUCAGAUGCAGAGGAUGGGGAAGGAACAGUCGCCUCCUGGGAGCUUCGAGUGGAAGGACGGCUGCUGGAGGAUUCUGCUUUGUCCAAAUACGAUGCCACCAAGCAGAAAAGAAAGUUCUCCUCCUUCUUUAAAUCUCUGGUCAUUGAGCUUGAUAAAGACCUGUAUGGCCCUGACAAUCACCUAGUAGAGUGGCACAGGACUGCCACAACUCAGGAGACAGAUGGCUUCCAGGUGAAGAGGCCGGGAGAUGUCAACGUGCGCUGCACCGUGCUCCUGAUGCUGGAUUACCAGCCCCCCCAGUUCAAGCUGGACCCACGCCUGGCUCGUCUGCUGGGGAUCCACACCCAGACCCGCCCCGUGAUCAUCCAGGCCCUGUGGCAGUACAUCAAGACCCACAAGCUGCAGGACCCCCACGAGCGGGAGUACGUGAUCUGUGACAAAUACCUCCAGCAGAUAUUCGAGUCCCAGCGGAUGAAGUUCUCGGAGAUCCCUCAGAGGCUCCACGCGCUGCUCAUGCCCCCCGAGCCCAUCAUCAUCAACCACGUCAUCAGUGUUGAUCCCAAUGACCAGAAGAAGACAGCUUGCUAUGACAUCGAUGUGGAGGUGGAUGACACCUUGAAAACUCAGAUGAAUUCCUUUCUGCUGUCCACGGCCAGCCAGCAGGAGAUUGCUGCUCUGGAUAACAAGAUUCAUGAAACAAUAGAGACAAUUAACCAGCUGAAGACCCAGCGUGAGUUCAUGCUGAGCUUUGCCCGAGAUCCUCAGGGCUUCAUCAACGACUGGCUACAGUCCCAGUGCAGGGAUUUAAAGACGAUGACUGAUGUCGUGGGGAACCCUGAGGAGGAGCGCAGAGCCGAGUUCUACUUCCAGCCCUGGGCUCAGGAAGCCGUGUGCAGAUACUUCUACUCCAAGGUGCAGCAGCGGCGGCAGGAGCUGGAGCAGGCGCUGGGCAUCCGGAACACGUAG
Merops nubicus (carmine bee-eater) is the source of this 1183-nucleotide messenger RNA. RefSeq names its product SWI/SNF-related matrix-associated actin-dependent regulator of chromatin subfamily D member 1. The transcript has 11 exons. Gene Ontology annotation, biological process: regulation of transcription by RNA polymerase II. Gene Ontology annotation, cellular component: SWI/SNF complex; nucleus. The record is from RefSeq and is a predicted model, not a curated record. The annotation marks the transcript as partial. Lineage: Eukaryota; Metazoa; Chordata; Aves; Coraciiformes; Meropidae.